Molecule: messenger RNA, 1423 nt
Organism: Anguilla anguilla (European eel)
Lineage: Eukaryota; Metazoa; Chordata; Actinopteri; Anguilliformes; Anguillidae
Product: odorant receptor 131-2-like
Exons: 2
Coding region: 391-1308 (305 amino acids)
Biological process (GO): G protein-coupled receptor signaling pathway
Cellular component (GO): membrane
Molecular function (GO): G protein-coupled receptor activity
Source: RefSeq, a predicted model, not a curated record
UAUAUGUCAUAUUUAAGGAGCAAAUGUUUCAUGAAUCUGGUCUAUUGUAGAAAUAACAGCUCCAUAUGAACUGUUCCUUAAGAGCUUAACAUUGCCUCUCCUAAGGCAACAUUUGCCAAGUAAAGCAAUCCUGAUCCCUUAACAUAUAUACAGAUAAUUGCACUCCGGGAUGCCAGCAUUACUGGAAUUUGAUGGCUGCUUGAUUGGGUCCCAUGCAACAAACAUCCUCAAUGGGCCCUGUCGUCUGACAUUUGUAAACAAUACAGUAAUAUUCAACAGUUCCUUCUGGAAGAGAAUCAGGCCCCACCUCUAUAUAUAACGAAAAGCUUUCGACUCAUUUGUCAUUUUGCUGAGGAUCCGAUGUCAAGAAUUAUUCAAGGUGUAUGAGCCAUGGAUCAGAACAGUAGCAGUAAGGACCUGGUUCUGCUUGAUAGAGACCACAAUCUGGUGAUGGUGAGGACAGUCAUAGGGCAGAUGCUGAUGUGGUUCUUCAUCUAUGUUGACAUACUCAUGCUCUUCACCUUCUUCAGUAAGCAGGCCUUCCGGAGCGAUACACGCUACAUCCUGUUUGCUCACACCCUGCUGACUGACUGUCUACUCCUGCUGCUCAUUGACCUGGUGGUGCUGCUUACCCACUUCAGUGUGCUUGUACCUGUGGGUCGCUGCAUCGUGCUCUGCAUUCUCAUGGGAAUCGUUGUCAAAAACACGCCCUACACCAUCACCGCUAUGUGCCUGGAGCGCUACGUGGCCAUCUGCAUGCCGCUUAGACAUGCCAGCAUUUCCACCACCGGCAGGACCAUGGCUGCCAUCGCUAUUAUCUGGGCAUUCAGCUCCAUCAGGGUUAUUAUGGAUCUCAUUAUCGUCACUGUCACGGCCCCACCAGAAUUUUUUGCCGUGCCCACCUUUUGCCAUUACGAGAUCAUGCUGGUGACUGAGUGGCAACGCCUCAUGUUUGUCACACUUAAUCAGAUGGACUUCGGUAUUAUUUUGAUAAUCAUACUGUUCUGCUACACCAAGAUCAUGCUGGCAGCUCAGGCUGCCUCUGGAGAGAAUAAAGAGUCUGCGUCGAAGGGGCGACGCACGCUCCUGUUCCACAGCCUGCAGCUCAUUCUGUGCAUGGCCGACCUGUGGGUCCCCUAUUUACUGUCUAUUGUUUUGCAGCACAGUCCACACUUGUUCCUGCACAUGCGAUUCUUCAGUUUCAUUGCUUUUACCAUUGUCUCAAGGGCCCUGAGUCCCCUUAUCUAUGGCUUUAGGGAUAAACAGUUUUGCCUUGCUCUGAAAUAUUACAUGAGCUGCAAGGUCUAGCCCCUCUAUGGGGAAGUAUAGCAGCUUAGAACGAAAGCGAAAUGGAGAAAGGCACAGAAAAAAAAUCCUUCCGUGUACAUUGGUAUCUUAACCCACAAAGAUUAAACAAUAAUGG